CGAGAAAAACUAUGUUAUAAUAUUGUUUGGACCACCGUCAGCAAAUCAUUGGCCUGAUUUCUUAAAAACACCAGAGUAUCCAACAGGACUACAACUUGAUAUUCCAUAUUAUCAACAUGGAUUUGCUAUAGAAGUACAAGGAGAACAACAUGAAAAAUUUAAUAAAUUCUUUUAUAGAGGAGACCCCAAUAAUUUAGUUAAACAGCAGGAACGGGAUCAACUUAAGGAAGAACUCUGCGAAGAAAAUUGGAUAACACUAAGAUAUGUUUGGUAUUAUGAAGACCCAUUUGAGAAAAUUCCAGAUAUCCUUCGAGAACUGGGUCUUAUUCCUUAA
Molecule: messenger RNA, 334 nt
Organism: Paraglomus occultum
Lineage: Eukaryota; Fungi; Glomeromycota; Glomeromycetes; Paraglomerales; Paraglomeraceae
Source: the annotation of a GenBank genome assembly